AUGCGUGCCCAGAAGGUUCCGGCUAUAUCAGCCGAAUCUUCAGAGUGGCUGUCUGCACUGAUAGUGAAGUGCUCUGCCGACGAAGGGCUGGUGAAGGCCGAGGCGGACAAGGCAGGGGUGUUCAGGGUGAAGUCCCUGGCACUGGGCAGCGUGAUGCCGGAGGUCCACAGGCUCCUGGCAGCUGUCGAAGGGAGCGCUUUCCGCCCCCUGGCUGCGCGCUGCCUCCGCUGCGGCGACCUCCCGGCGGACUUCCUGGUGCUCGAAGACCUGGCCGCCGAGGGUUUUGUGAUGGCGGAAGCGGGCCGCCCGCCGGACUGCGAGCACUGCGCAGCCGUGCUGAAGGCCUACGCACGUGUCCACGCCGCUUCGGCGAGGGUCGUCAGAGAAUGUCUGAGGGCAGACCCGCUGGCCAGCGUGCGGGAUUACAUGCUGCUGCUGACGGGGGGCACAUUCAGGGCUCUGGCGGACCAACUGAGAGCGUAUCCCGAGUACUCCAAGUACGCUGACAGGUACUUACAAAUCAGGGAGGAUACAGUGGAUCGAGUAUUGGAGGAGCGGAGCAAUAAAGACGUCCACCUGCUGGUAAUGCUCCACGGAGACUGCUGGAUGAACAAUAUCAUGUUCAAGUACGACGCAGGGGAAGUAGUUGAUCUUAGGUUCGUCGACUUUCAGAUCCCCGGCUCUGAGAGAAUAAAUGUGAAUUACAAAAUAAAUGGAAACCCUGAUGGUCAUGCAAAUGAUUUCAGGUCACCCAAGCCAUUGCUAGUCCUAGGCAAAUCAUACCCCCCGGCAGCACUCCCCCAGCCCCCACCACCCCAGACGCUGAGGCGUCCUUACACUUUGAAUGUGGAGACUGAUACUGGCCAAAGUUCUGACUGA
This is a messenger RNA of Schistocerca serialis cubense, 879 nucleotides long. RefSeq lists its product as uncharacterized. The transcript has 2 exons. Lineage: Eukaryota; Metazoa; Arthropoda; Insecta; Orthoptera; Acrididae. The record is from RefSeq and is a predicted model, not a curated record. Bases 1 to 879 code for a protein of 292 amino acids.